ACACUUAAAGAACAAACAAGAUUUUUCUUUUUCACCUAAAAAGGGAAAAAGGUGGAAAUGACUGUACCAACAGCUUCUGAGAACAGAAUAGCAUCUGCAGAGUCAGAACCGUCCUAAUGACUAGAAGACAGCCUGACCAGAAACUCUGGAUGCAAGUCCUGCAGGCCUGGACAAACUGUGCGGAUUUGGCAGCCACUGCCCCAGCGAUGCCUUGCAACCCAAGGAGGAUGCAUUGGUAGUGAAGGAAUGAGGGCAUGAAGCGAGCAGGGAGCAGGGGUGCCUCCUUCUGCAACAGCCAUGUUACACCAAGCCUGGCAGCUCUAUGGGAGGUGGUGCCGUUGGUCCAGUCCUUUUGUCCAUCUCCUGACGCUGACUGUGGUGACAUUCGGUGUGCUUGCACCUUUGGUUUGCCACCGGCUCCUCCACUCUUACUUCUAUUUGCGGCGCUGGCACCUGAACCCCAUGAGCCAGGAGUUCCUGGAGCAGAACCAGCAGGAGGGCCAGGCUGCCCUCCAUUACUUUGAGAAGCUGCAGAUACCAAACGCCUCCGAGGCUUCUGGCAGUGACACCUUUCAGCCGUUGCUGCUGGUCACCAUUAUCACUGUGCAGAGGCGGAAUGAUUUCCAUUAUGUCUUGCAAGUGGCCUCCCACUUCCACCGCCUCCUCCAGAAGUGCGGUGCACAUUGCCGGAGCCACCGCAUCCUCCUCUGUAACGUGGAGUCAGACCCCAGUAGCCAUCAGGAUGUCAGGCUGCUGAGCAGCUUCUUUCCUAUGGUCAGUCGUGACAAAGCCAGGGAGAACCCCGACCCAAGAGUGAACCAGUUUGAGAAAGAGAAGCAGGACUAUGUCUUCUGCCUUGAGCAGUCGCUGUUGAUGUACAACCCAGAAUACGUCCUCAUAGUGGAAGAUGAUGCCGUGCCAGAGGAGGAGAUAUUUGCUGUCUUGCAACACUUCUUCUUGGCCCGGUUCUCCAAACCAUACCUCAAAGACGCACUCUACUUCAAGCUCUACCAUCCCGAGAGGCUUCAGCGCUACUUCAACCCCGAGCCCAUGAGAAUCCUGGAGUGGCUGGGCCUGGGCAUGUUUCUGGGGCCCGUGCUGAACUGCGUGUACUCCUGGGCAACUGGGCGCCCCAGCCUCAACUGGCCCAUUGUCUUGUUCUUUGCAUUGUACAGUAUGGCUUUGUCAGAGCUGGUGGGGCGGCAUUAUGUGCUGGAGCUGCGCCGGCUGGCCCCCACUUUGUAUAAUAUCGUGCCGGUCACUGAGUGCUGCACGCCUGCCAUGCUCUUCUCCGCUCCCUCUGCCCGCCGUGCCUUAGGUUACCUGAAGGGGCUGCACUGCCGCCAGGGCUUUGCUAAGGAUAUUGCCCUCUACUCGCUGCUGCGUACCAAGGGGGAGAAUGCCUACGUGGUGGAACCCAACCUGGUCCGGCAUGUGGGGAUGUAUUCCAGCCUUCGGCUGAACGACAACCCAAAACUGCUGUGAUCUGUUCAUGCCUUCCCAGACACACAGUGCAGAGAACUUGCCACUGGGCAGAGAGACAGGGUGCAAACUCAGAUGUUGUGCUGCUCGCACUGGGCAUCCUGUGUCUCCAGGUGGACAAAGAAUAACUCUCUUUUAAAAAAAAAAAAGUUUCUUAAAAAAUAAACUUACGUACAUGCAGACCCUAUUUAAUAAAUCCUUGGAACAAAUCAGGAUGCACCAUGUGGGAGGGGAGUGGAGGAUUCCAGCUGAGGGUGUGGGUUGUCUGCUCUCCUUAAUCAUUCUUAGGGAAAAGCGCUCACACCAAUACAAACAGCUGUACUGCCUACUCUCCUUUACACUGAAAUCCUCACCUUAGGGCAACAGAAAUGCUGGACAAAGUGAACGUUGCAAAUUUAAGCUAGUGAGGAAGAAAAAGCCCUUAUUUUCCCAUCCUUACUGAGGUCUGAUCUCUGACCUCUGUUUCAAAGCUGUGGUUUUGAGCAGACCUUUCAAAACCAGCAGUGGUUUAUGUGAACUUUCCCACAAAUUUUGCCUUUUAUGAAGGCUCUAUUUGUUACUGUCUCCCCAUACAGAUCCUAUCUGCACCUCCACCCUUCCCAUUCCUUCUUCUUGGAUCAGAGAAAACAAAGCCUCCGCUGCUUCAUUAAAGGUCACCUCUGAAGCUAGGAAUAGGAAGACAGAAUCUAACAGCCAUUGGUGUUACACAGCCAGGUCACAAAUGCACGCUUUCACUGAUACAUUACAGACAUUAUAAACAAUACGGGAGGAGUACUGUGUUGGUUGGUAUCAUCACCAGCUGUAGUGGAUCCAGGUCAUUAAAAGAAGCCUUAUCAGUUGCUGAUUGGAGUUAGACGUUCAACAUGAAUUUACCUUGACUUCCUAUCAGUGCAGAGGCAAAGAUGAGAUCAGGUUCCACUAUCGUGCAGGAUCCUUGUUUCAUUUUGUAGCUGUAAUUCACAGCUCAGCCUAAGUGGUUCAUUCACUGGUCCUGGAAGCAAGCAAAACACCCAUAGGAAACACAGCUAGCUGUUCAUAAAAGCAAGCAACAAUAGCACAACACAUAAGGGGCCACUCUGACACUGACCCGUUAACUUCAUCAGCUCUGGUUGUUAGGCAUUUGGGAUUGGUACUUUGUACCACAGCUGUGGGCACAAUUAAAUAUAAAACCAUGCAGAUGACAGAGAUCUCAUACAGAAUCAAAACUGGCACCAAAAUGUUUAUGUCUAAAGAAAAGCCCACCUUGACUUUAGUGGGUUUUGAUCAAAUGCAUUUAUAUGUGGAGUUUGGUUGAACUGGUUUUGAAACCAUCUUGCUAGCUUUGGAGUGAUCCAAGUACAAUAUUUUUGUUGAGUUUUGGUCAUUGGGAGUUGUUUGGUUUUUUGUUUUUGGUGAAGGAAGAGCUCUACUUUGAAUCUUCUUUUCCCCAGUCUCUCCCACGUGAUUUAUGCCUUAAGCUCUAAACAAGUCUGGUUGUAGAUAUGAAAGACAUAAAAUUCUUGAGAGAUUAAACCAAAGAAAGUUGCAAACCUCCAGCUGUCAGUGCACAAUGGGUGUUGACACACAACACAAAUGCAUCAUGCAAGUUAGCUGAGAAAUGGCAUCACAGCACGGAGCAGUGCUUUGCUCUCCUAGUAAUCAGCUGGGAUACUUCUAUAACACCUUUGGAAAUCAGAUGUGAAUAAAAACUGCUUGUGGAUUCCAUGCCAUUCCAACAGCAAAGCAUCUCUCCUGUCAAGAGCACACACGAAAAAUUGCACAGGCAGAACCACGAUUUAUCCCCAGCUGCUGAAGAACCCAAAGAUACCCGAGUGGUUGCACAGUGGUAGGGGGACAAACCUAUUCUCAGGCUUUACUAUAGUAUGGUUAAGAUGGCCGGAUUUGAGUGUCAUUUAUUCCGCUAAGUGCCUGCACAUGUGAGGAAAUACAG
Egretta garzetta (little egret) is the source of this 3412-nucleotide messenger RNA. RefSeq names its product post-GPI attachment to proteins GalNAc transferase 4 (gene PGAP4). Gene Ontology annotation, cellular component: Golgi membrane. Gene Ontology annotation, molecular function: glycosyltransferase activity. The record is from RefSeq and is a predicted model, not a curated record. The transcript is spliced from 3 exons. Lineage: Eukaryota; Metazoa; Chordata; Aves; Pelecaniformes; Ardeidae. Gene Ontology annotation, biological process: GPI anchor biosynthetic process. The coding region runs from base 298 to 1485 and encodes 395 amino acids.